CAAUUGAUCCGGUCUGUCCGCCACGAUGUCGUUCCGGCCAAUGCUUCAGCGAGGUGCGGUUGGUCCGCUCGCAGCCGCUCUCGUGGCUGGCAGUGUCGCUCUGUACCCUCGGCAGACGGCCUUUGCAGAGGCGCCUCGUGACUCGAGAAAACCUAUCUACGAUGACUUUCCGACCGAGACCGUGGAGCUGGUGAAGCCUGCUCCUCCUGCCCCGUCUGCAGCUGCCGUUGCCGCUGCCGCUGCUCCGGCGUCGACGUCUACCUCGCCGACGCCGACGGAUAUCCUGACGGCCCAGGUGCGCCAGGCCCGGCUGUUCCUGUACUCGCACUCGCUGGCGGUCGAGAACCGCUUCAACGAGCUGCUGUCGCGUGCCUUCCACAUCGAGAACGCCUUCACCAACACCGUCGCGUCGCUGGCCCCUUCGCCCGAGUCCGGCGAACGCCUGGUCCCGGGGUCUGUCUACGUUGCUGUGGCCGCCAUGGCGGGUUCCAUCGUCUCGCGGCACCGGGGGAUCGUUUUGCGGACUGCCUCACCCCUCGCCCUCGGCACCAUCGCCGCCUGGACCAUCCUCCCCGUCACGAUGCGCAACGUCUCGGACCUGAUCUGGGAGUACGAGAAGAAGGUCCCCGCCGUGGCGGAGCAGCACUUGCUCAUCCGCAACAAGGCCGAGUACAUCUACUACACCGGUAUGGCGCACAGCGGCAUGGCCCGUUCCAUGAUGGAGGACAAGAUCAGCAUGGCCCGCCAGAAGCUUGAGGAUUUGGUGAGAAAGGGCCUCUGAUUUCCCCCCCCCCUAUAUCGGAUCCUCUCUUUCUCUCUGUCUCUUUACCUCUUUUCUUUGUUCUGAGCGUUGCCAGUAACCGUUCGGUCGGAUGGUGUAUUUUCCACAUAUGUAUUGUCUAGACUAGAAGAAGGCAUUUACCAUGUUCUCGCUAUACGUUUGUGCCUCGAGCUGGGCACCUAUUUGAGCACAUCAACGUAAUUGGUAUCUUUACUGUACAGAAUCAAAUAUAACUAGUGGUC
Molecule: messenger RNA, 1023 nt
Organism: Penicilliopsis zonata CBS 506.65
Lineage: Eukaryota; Fungi; Ascomycota; Eurotiomycetes; Eurotiales; Aspergillaceae
Exons: 3
Coding region: 26-781 (251 amino acids)
Biological process (GO): cristae formation
Cellular component (GO): mitochondrial crista junction; MICOS complex
Source: RefSeq, a predicted model, not a curated record